UGGAAUAUUUAUGUAAUUAAGUAUGCUGUGACAAUGAAUUCAUAUUGUAUGUAAUUAAAAUAAAAAAAACGUCCCAAUAAACCGGAAACCGUAGUUGUUAUGACAACGUGUUACGCCGUUCAAACACCAACUUAAUUUCUUAACACCUUUAUUAGAAAUAUCUAUAAACGAUGGACAUUUAAUAAAAUAUUUGUUCAGAGAAAGAAAAGAAACAAGUUUCAAAAUGACUCUUCCUUUGAAGUCGAUGCAAUCGAAGGUACCUGACACAUAUUCCAAAAUCAACAAACUGGAACUGCCACCUCCUAAACAAAAUACCCCAAAGAAGAAAACCUGCUUUGACGAAAGGACUAUCAUUAGCAAAUCUGAAAAUUACAGCAAUGUAUCGUAUAGGAGUGAAUCUUGGGAAGACCCUGCCGAGAAGAAACAUAAACCGAAAUUACUUCAACAGUUGGAAUUCUUCUUAGAGAAAGAAUUAUAUUUGCUUGGAGUUAGCAAUCAUGAUGUUAACGACAUUUCUCUGCAGGCUCACCAAGAAGCUUUUGAAUAUUUAAUUGAUAACUUUAAGACAUACAAAAGUAUAUUGUCUUCUAUCAAAAAUUCAUAUGAAGUAACUCUGAGUAAACUGCGGUCACAACUCCGCGAAUUAGAUUUAAUGAAGCAAAUGGUUGUUACUACUGCUGAAAAAUAUGAAAAGAAGAUCAUGGAUGUUUAUGAGGACAAAAAACAAGAACUUGUUUUGAUGGAAGAACAGCACAUCAGGCUGCAGAAAAACGUGCAAAGUUUGUUGGAGCAUAAACGGGAUAUCGAAUAUAUACUAGGUAGAUUGAAGGAGGAAGUAGACGACAUUCAUGAGAAAUAUGAUCAGCAACGUAGUCGUCAUAAGAUGCUGGUCACCGAAAUAAACCAUCUUCUUGCCCAGCAGCAAUUCACAAUGAAACAAAUAAUGAAACGCCGAUCGUCAGACGGUGCACCACCAGAAGUUCAAGAAGAUCCCGUCGCUCUUAAGAAUGCAGUCAAAGAGGCAAAGUUAAAAGAAAGAACUGCAAGCAAAAUGUAUUCUCAAAUGAAUGCAAAUUAUUGUGAUGUUUUACCAAGAAAAGAUUAUGAUUCUUUCAAAAAGAAAUACGACGAAGAAAUGACGACCUAUGAAGAUUUACUGAACACUUACAAACUAUUUGGAUCUGAACAUGGAAUUUUAUUAAAGAUGAACCAAAAUCUAACAGAGGAAAGAAACCAUUAUUACCAACAGCAGCAGAAACUACAGUCAAUAUCAGGAGCAAUACAACAUUGGAAGAAAUGUGUUGGCUAUAUCACUGGCGAAGAUGUCAGCUGGCAAGAAAUAUCCUCUGAGGCAGCCUCCCGGGAACUUUUACAAGUUUUGAUACAAACUAUCAGUGCAAAGGAAGCUGCUCAUCUUGAAAUGGAUAUAACUUCAUUUACUGGAAAGGGUCUUUCUCCAGAUGUUCCAAAACUCUUGAGAUAUGAAGGGAAAGUCAAUAACCGACGGAUGACUCCGCGAGAUUGUGUCUACUUCAUUAAAGAUAUUUGGUCUAACCGAGUGUAUGAAGAAGAGAGCAACCUCAUGGAGUUUCUUGAGGCUUACAUGAUGAAGCAAUUCCCAGAUGAGACUUUGAGGACUGAAUGGUCUUAUACGUUCUACUUCACACUAAAACAAUUGUCGCCAAUUAACAACUACGUCAAGCUUUUCUGGAAAAUACUUAACGAAGAGAUAGAAGAAAGUGUCCACCAUUGUCAAGAAAUAUUCACAAGAACUUUGGAGGGCCAUUGUCGUACAAAUCGUAGGCCUGAAGCCAAAUAUAUCUCCAAAGCAGAAUUCCACAUACUUUUAGAAGAAUUUUUGAAAGGAACAAAAGCAGAUUUUAUUACAUCAUUAGUUGACAAAGCUGCUACACAAUUAGAAAGUGAUAAAAUUUAUAUAGAAAAAUUGCUACACGAGACUGCAGAAGGAGAAAUCGGUCCAUUCUUGAGUUCCAUUAGAGAGUGGCUGAGAAGAGCUUGGAAGAAUUACAUUGAAAAUAUUUCCAAGAUAAUUGACAUCAAAUAUAUCUACCCAGAUGAUAUUGCAACCUGGUUUGAAAAGUCAACAAUUACCAAUAUGAAACCACUUUCACUCAAAAAGUUACAGUGUUGGUGUCUCGGUUUAGAAGCAAAGGAACUGGCGAUUGCUCAGCCAGUAUUAGUGGAAAAUGUAUUAGCAAAGUUACACCAAGUUGGUUUUGUUUAUAGCCCUUCAUAUCAUGGAAUGUAAAAGGUAGGCUAUUAGACAUUAAUUUCCUCCAAAGAAACUAGAAAAUAUACUGUUGUAUUAACUUCUUAAAUAAAACAUUCAAAGA
This is a messenger RNA of Octopus sinensis (East Asian common octopus), 2354 nucleotides long. RefSeq names its product translin-associated factor X-interacting protein 1-like. Lineage: Eukaryota; Metazoa; Mollusca; Cephalopoda; Octopoda; Octopodidae. The record is from RefSeq and is a predicted model, not a curated record. The transcript has 16 exons. The coding region runs from base 224 to 2269 and encodes 681 amino acids. Gene Ontology annotation, cellular component: cytoplasm.